Necator americanus (New World hookworm) is the source of this 846-nucleotide messenger RNA. RefSeq lists its product as uncharacterized. The record is from RefSeq and is a predicted model, not a curated record. Bases 1 to 846 code for a protein of 281 amino acids. Lineage: Eukaryota; Metazoa; Nematoda; Chromadorea; Rhabditida; Ancylostomatidae. The transcript has a single exon.
AUGACGAUUGCUUACUCGAGUCUACGACGAUUGUGUACUCGAGGACUCUUAGUCCCAAGGUGGCACAUCGAGGAGGACCCAAACGUGGACUACGAGAUGCUGAUCAGAGGAUUACUAGCCUGUGCUGAACAUGCCUCGAAGCCGCGCACGACAAACUUGGAUCGAAUUUCGAAGACCACCAAGGAAUUGUUGGAAAGAAGAAGGGCUUUGAGGCUUGAUCCGAAUGCAUCGCACAUUGAGCGGUUAGUAGCAAAUACUAGCUGCAGAAAAGUGCUGCAGGAGGAUCUUUUGAAAUAUAGACAGAAGAAGAUUUUGGAAGCAGCACAAAGAAGAAUGAGUCCAAAGAAGUGCCGCAGGGAUCUCCGCGAAUAUAAUAUUUUACUAGCAGUCUUGCUAAGCAAAGAUGGGACUCGCAAGUCUUCUCGUUGUGAGAUGGAAGUCAUUACGGAGAGGUUCUACUCGAACCUUUUCCGUUCAUCAACUCCUGUGUUAAGCCUGAUCAUCCCCACUGGUGAAGUUCCACCACGGAUACUCCCUUCGAAAGUACGAGUCGCUAUCAAGAGCAUGAAACCUGGCACAGCCCCCGGACCUGAUUUUAUAUCAGCAGACUUUCUUCGGGCUAGUGGCCAUCCGCUUCAUGUAAUCUUAGCAGCGCACAUGACAUCCUAUCUUCAGAAAGAAAGGAUCCCAGACCAGUGGAAGACCUCGCGAACCGUUCUUAUCCAUAAGAAAGGUGACCGAGAGGACCUUCGGAACUACCGUCCGAUAUGCUUGCUGAGCGUGUUAUACAAAGUGUCCACCAAGAUCAUCCUCACACGCAUAUCUAGGACGCUGGAUGAAGUCUAG